This is a messenger RNA of Lodderomyces orthopsilosis Co 90-125, 1641 nucleotides long. It is a transcript of the gene PDI1, whose product is annotated as protein disulfide isomerase. The transcript has a single exon. NCBI's taxonomy places the organism in Eukaryota, Fungi, Ascomycota, Pichiomycetes, Serinales, Debaryomycetaceae. Gene Ontology annotation, biological process: protein folding; response to endoplasmic reticulum stress. Gene Ontology annotation, cellular component: endoplasmic reticulum. The coding region runs from base 1 to 1641 and encodes 546 amino acids. Gene Ontology annotation, molecular function: protein disulfide isomerase activity. The record is from RefSeq and is a predicted model, not a curated record.
AUGCAAUUCUGGAAAUACUCAACUAGUGCAUUGGCUACUCUUCUUGCCGUUGUGUCAAUCACCAAUGCUAGUGGCCCAGCUGAUGGCGAAGCCAUUGCUGAUCCAAACUCCGCCGUUGUCAAAUUGACUACCGAUAACUUUGCCACAUUCCUUGAAGAAAAUCCAUUGGUUUUAACUGAGUUUUUUGCCCCAUGGUGUGGAUACUGUAAAAUGUUGGGACCAGAAUUUUCCAAAGCUGCUGACACUUUGAAUGAAUCACAUCCUAAUAUCAAGUUGGCUCAAGUUGAUUGUACUGAAGAUCAAGACUUGUGUGCUGAACACGAAAUUAGAGGAUACCCAACAUUGAAGAUUAUUAGAGAUGGUGAAUCAAAAUCUGCUGAAGAUUACCAAGGUCCAAGAGAACAUCAAGGUAUCGUUGAUUACAUGAUCAAACAAUCAUUGCCUGCUGUCCAAGUUCCAACCUCAUGGGAAGACUUGGAAAAAUUGGUUAAGGAACAAACUAAGCCAUACAUUUUGAAAGUCAAUGGCGCUGCUGAUGAUAUUUUCGAAAAGAUCGCCAAUGCCAAGAGAAAUGAUUUCACAUUUAUUGAUGUUGGUAAAGAUCACUUGAAGCAAUUGGGUAAAGUAAUAAACCAAGAUUUGAAAAAAGCUUCUUACUUGGUUGUUCAUCCAGGUGAAGUUGUUGAUGCUAUCAAAUUUGAUGGUAAAGCCGAUUUGGAGAAAUUAAAUGAAUUUAUCUCAGUUGAAACUUUGCCAUACUUUGGUGAAAUCAGUAGAGAUACUUAUAUGGCUUACAUGUCGUCUUCUUUGCCAAUUGCUUAUUACUUUUACAAGACCCCAGAACAAAGAGAAUCCAUUACUGCUGAUUUGAGCAAGUUGGGUAAGAAAUACAGGGGCAAAUUAAACAUUGUUGGUUUGGAUGCCAACUUGUAUGGAAGACACGCUGAAGCCAUUUCAAUGGAUCCUGAAAUUGUUCCAUUGUUCGCUAUUCAACAAGUUGCUGAAAACAAGAAGUAUGGUGUUAACCAAGCCGAACACCCAGAAGGUCCUUCAUUCAAGGUUAUUGAGAAAUUUGUAGCCGAUUUUUUUGACAACAAGUUGGAACCAAUUGUUAAAUCGGAACCAUUACCUACUGAAGAAGAAAGAGCGGCUAAUCCUGUUGUUAAGUUAGUUGCUCACAACUAUGAUGAGAUUUUGAAAAAUACCGAUAAGGAUGUCUUUGUUAAAUAUUAUGCACCAUGGUGUGGUCACUGUAAGAAAUUGGCACCAACUUGGGAAGAAUUGGCUGAAAUUUUCGGAUCAAACAAAGACGAUUCACAAGUUGUAAUUGCCGACUUGGAUCACACUGCAAAUGAUGUUGAUGUUCCAUAUGAAAUUAAAGGAUACCCAACCUUGUUGUUGUACCCAGCCAAUGGUGAAAUCGAUGAGAAGACUGGUUUGAGAACCCCAAUUGUUUUUGAAGGUCAAAGAGAAUUGAAUGCUUUGCUUGAUUUUGUCAAGGAAAAGGGUGCUUUGGGUGUUGAUGGCUCUUCAUUGCAAGAAAAGUUGAAAGAAGCUAAAGAAGCUGCUGGAGAUGCUGCUGAAGAAGUUAAAGAAAAGAUUGCAGAGGAAGAGGAAAAGGUUGAGCAUGAUGAAUUGUAA